Molecule: messenger RNA, 582 nt
Organism: Pogona vitticeps (central bearded dragon)
Lineage: Eukaryota; Metazoa; Chordata; Lepidosauria; Squamata; Agamidae
Product: C-C motif chemokine 5-like
Biological process (GO): chemokine-mediated signaling pathway; eosinophil chemotaxis; inflammatory response
Cellular component (GO): extracellular region
Molecular function (GO): CCR chemokine receptor binding; chemokine activity
Source: RefSeq, a predicted model, not a curated record
GAUGCUGCAUCAAAGCCUCCGAGAGAGCCAACCCUGCCAGUCUCCUUCCUCUGCGCCACGACACCACGCAAGAUGAGACUCUCUGUGGUUGCCCUCGCCGUCUGCCUGCUGGUGGCUUCCUUCUCCCUGGCUCUCGCUGCCCCAUAUGGUCUCGACACCUCGCCCUGCUGCCCCGGGCACACGAAGGCCAAGAUUCCAAGGCAUCUCGUGAAGAGCCAUUUCUACACCAGCUCCAAAUGUCCCCUGGCAUCCGUUGUGUUUAUAUUCAAGAAAGGCAGGCAAGCCUGCGCUGAUCCGAAAGCCGAGUGGGUCCAGACCCUCGUGAAGUCCCUCUCCACAGAAUGAGCUGCCAACCCUCUUCCGUCUCUCCGCUACCAGCAGCCCAGAGGGAGCCUCCAGACCUCAGCCAGACCACCACGGAUCAGCUGCAGCCACCCUCUCAUGCCCACCAGCCCCCAAUUCCUGGGACCCGUGGGGCUGAAGAAACCAACCACAACCUAGCAUGAGGCCAUCUGAAGCAACCAGGCAGGGCUGGAGGAUGGGAUCUCUCCAGGCAAGAGUCGGAGAAGUCAUUCCGACUCC